This is a messenger RNA of Capsella rubella, 1255 nucleotides long. RefSeq lists its product as uncharacterized. The coding region runs from base 79 to 978 and encodes 299 amino acids. Gene Ontology annotation, cellular component: chloroplast membrane. The record is from RefSeq and is a predicted model, not a curated record. The transcript is spliced from 10 exons. NCBI's taxonomy places the organism in Eukaryota, Viridiplantae, Streptophyta, Magnoliopsida, Brassicales, Brassicaceae.
UAGGCUUAGAGCCGCUAUUUAAUAUUUUUAAUUACACAUUCACUUUUAAUUUGCCUUUUUGCCCUACACAGCUCUGCCAUGGCUCUCGCACUAUCUACUUCGGUGUCCUCCUGCUCCAUCAUGGCUUUCUCAAUAUCCAACGCGCUUCGUUGCCCUCAUCCUCAAAUUGCUCAAAGGAACUCUCUUUAUACUCUUCGCACUCCCAAGUCGCCUUCUUUUCUCAGGCUUCCCCAGGGGAGAUUGUUGCAGAACAGGAUUGUUAUACGUGCUGCUUCAUCUGCGGCUGGAAGUCCACAGUCUGAUGCUGAAUUUAACCCAUAUGAGGUUCUUGGUGUUAACCCUAUUGAGGGAUUUGACAAGAUCAAGCAAACUUAUGGAAGAAAACUUAAAGAUGCUCAGAGGAGCGGUGAUGAAGCCACUGUUGCUCUACUUGAGAAAGCAUAUGAUAAGCUCAUGUAUGCCCAGUUAAUGAAUAGGAAAAAAGGUGUGACUUUCGGUUCGUUCAAGGUUUCCAAGGAUAUUAAAUAUGCUGAUAAGCAGCCUAUCAUACCAUGGGGUCCUAGGUUUUCCAAGUCACCCAAAAAUGAUAUGUUGAUCAACCUAGCAAUAUCAGUUGUGUUUAGUGCAUGGAUUGCGAUAAAACGUAAUGUUGAAUACAAACCACUGCAGUUCAUGUCUUUUGCAUUUGUUUACAGAAUUUUUGAGAAAUUGAAAUCCUUUGAAGCACCUUCGACUCCAAUAUAUAACGAGGAAGGCGAAGAAAGUGGACGAGGAUUGAGAAUGGGAAAGAGGCUUCUACGUUCGCUUUCACUAGUUUUCGGCUCUAUACUUGUGGCAUCUUUGGCCUACACCGGAUUCUUAAAUGUCAUCGAGUACAUGGGCAACUCCAUACCCAUGGUUCUUUACAAUAACCAGGAACUUAUAGUGACGGCGUCAUCAGCUUUCAUGCUCUAUGUUAUAUCGUCGUAUUACAGAUAAUGCGAGAGAGUCCAGUUGAGAGUUAAUCUACUUGAAGCGUUUGGAGAAGUUAUGCUGGAUAGCCUGCGACUGUGAGAUGUUACCAGUUGAGAUGAAAUAGUUUUUAAGUUCAAUGGAGAGAUGGGGUUAUCUUAAUAAUAUUUUUGUGUGGAAAAAUCAGGUAAAUUUUAGCAAGAGAGAAAAUUCCUUAGAAUCUUAAGUCAUCUCUGUGUACUUUGAAUGCUGAGGAUCGUAUGUUGAAGUCUGCUUAUUAAUAAAACUUUUCUGUUUGAGCAAA